GUUGAAGGGUAAUGCUGGCCAGCAGCGACCGCCCUCUUUGGGGGAUUUUUUUUUUUAUUAUUAUUGCGUUUUUUUCAAAAGAAAGACUAGUGUACACGAAGAAAAAAAAAAUUUGGCCAUUGCUCGGUAAUUUUUACUUCUUGGGCCCGGUGACGGUGACGGCCUUGCGCUUCUUGAACGCCGAGGCCAUGUCGUUCUGUCCAGCCCCUCCGAACUCGGGGAUCAAAAGGCUCGAUGCACCAUAGUUGGCAAUCAAGGGAGCAACACCCUUCAAGCUUCCGCCGUUGACACCGCCCUUGAUCGUGAUGUCCGCGCAGUUGGAGUACAGCUCACGGUUACCGAUGGCGUUGUUCCAGAGCCAC
Messenger RNA from Gamsiella multidivaricata, 362 nucleotides. RefSeq lists its product as uncharacterized. The transcript has a single exon. The coding region runs from base 12 to 245 and encodes 77 amino acids. NCBI's taxonomy places the organism in Eukaryota, Fungi, Mortierellomycota, Mortierellomycetes, Mortierellales, Mortierellaceae. The record is from RefSeq and is a predicted model, not a curated record.